AUGGACCCUAUAUUUUACACUUUUCUAGGUAUGGGAUUAGGAUUCAUUGGAUCUUAAGUUGUUAUGAAUAACUUCUUCAAAAAUAAGUAGAAUACGAAUCCAUAAUAGAAUUAAGCUACCAAGAAAUACUUGCCCUCUACUCCAGAUAUGAAAAAGGCUUUUCAAUAAAAUCAAAUCCCUUUAUAAAUAAAAAGAACAAUAGAAUUGGAUGAUUAAAUCAGAAAAAAAGUGAAAAUUUAAUCAUCUCCAGCCUAAUUUGAUAAAGAUGAUGAAUUAUUAAUGGCAUAAGAUUAAGAAUCAAACAAAUCACAUUAGAUCAAUAAUUCUGAUCAUAAUACAUUACCUCAGACUCCAAACUUUCAAAACAAAACACAAAUAUAAUCAAAUAUUAAAUUGUUUGUUACAGCUGACUAAAUACAAUAAAUUGUCACAUCCCCUUUAAUUUUAAAAUCAAAUAAAUUUAGCGCCUCUUGUAAGUUAAUAUAAUAACUUAAGAAAAUAAUCAUCCUGAGAUUACCUAAUCAAUUAGCCAAUCUGAAUAAUAAGUAGAAAAUAAUGAAAAAGAUGAAUGA
Paramecium pentaurelia is the source of this 572-nucleotide messenger RNA. The record is from the annotation of a GenBank genome assembly. NCBI's taxonomy places the organism in Eukaryota, Ciliophora, Oligohymenophorea, Peniculida, Parameciidae.